UCUUGCUUCCUGUCAGCAACAAUUUGUUGUUGUCAUGGCGGCCACAGUUUAAAUUCACCGAGUAGUUUGUAAAAGUUUAAAUAUUGACUUUAAAAUACUGUAUACCGUUGCGUAAGUACACAGUUAAUCAUCAUACAGGUUUCGUAAACAUUUCGUUUGGAUUAAUUUGAUGGACAGAAACUUUCACACAUGCGAUGUUAGCUAUUGUGGCGUUAAUUUGACACAACAUGGCGGUCCUUUUCGCUAUGAGGGAUUGUUUAAAAUACUAGCGCCGCGAUGAUUUCCAUUGGUCAACAAACUAAUGGUAUGCAAUGGGUUGUUUUGGCUUCCAAACAAAACACCAGCAACAGAGGCUAUUUUACAAAUCAGACGUCCCAAGCCAAGCUAUUGUUCAAUGAAGCCGUGCCUGCCAACUCCAGGAACCGUGCCACAGCCGUGGGUCCUCCGGCUGCCAUUGUCAUUGAGAAGCUACUCCACCUGCCUCCGGAAGAGCAGCUGAAGGACACUGACGGCAGCGUGAAAAGCUCACUCAGCUUCAGCAAUCUGUCUGAAAAGAAGCUGCAAGCUGCGGUAGACCUAGCCAAGAGGGAUCUAAGACGGAGCCGUUUCCAGGCCAUGUGCAGGUUGUCUGCGGAGCCUUUGGGAGAUGCGUCUGUGUCGGACAUUUGCAAUACGACCCUGCCUCAGACACCUUCCAAGAAGCGUCCUGUGCCUUCCAAGCAAAAAGGCCGACUGCCCACCUCAGCAAGGCCUGUGGCAGGUACGGAUCAGUACGAUCUGUUCAGAAAGGAGGUGCGCAAUCUUCAGAAUGAACUCAAAAGUCUAAAAAAGGGCCUGACUCCAGACAUAAACCUACUUGGAGCCAGACAACCACAGUACAUGGCCAAGAAGGCCACCACGCCAUCCAUACUGCACAUUCAUCAGCCGCCUUUGGAUGUCCUGGACCAGCAAGAUCUCCCGAGACAGGAAAUAUUCAAGCUCCAAAAUAACUCUGACAGUGCAUUUGUGCAGGAUGGAACAACCAAUUGCAGCGAGGCUUCCUCUCCCAAGAAAAACACAGAUAACCCUUCCAAAAAACGUCUGGUUGCUUCCAAGUCGUCAUGGAUGCAAGUUCCUGUCUCAAAGCCACCAGGGCCCAUGGGUCAGCAGGAUCUCUUAGAUCGAGAGAUGCAAAAGCUUGACGCUGAGCUGGAAAACUACAUGCGGCAAGUGGAGAAACUGUCUGACAGAGACAUGGCCUGCAAUAAUGAGCAAGAGGAGGAAGAGUUGGAACCCGACGAGCAGGAGAAAGCGGAGGUGCGCUGGCAGAAGCAGUCUGCCAGUUUGGCGCGGACCAUCUACGCGCUACAACAGCAGAUGAAAUCAAUACAACAAUACAUUGAGAAUCUGCACAACCAGGGCGUGUGGGAUGAUAAAAAGUGCACAGCCAUCCAACGUCUUGCAGGAGCUCAUCGCAGCACCCUGAAAGCCUUGCAGGUGGUCACCCGCCAACUUGCCAAUCAGUUUCACAACAAACUCCCGUCUUAUUGUGGAGAAUUGAGCCGGCUCCUUUGCCAGCUCUCUCUUUGCUCGGCCAAGAUACAAGUUGACCCGGGCUCGCCCAUGCCGGAGACGGCUGUCGAUAUCCUGCGCAAGCUCGAGAUUUUGGACCACAUAAUCAGCCAACACGAGACACGGCAGGCCAUGCAAGACCGAGCUUGUCCUUCACAGAAGAAGUCCACUUAUCCCAGCAUGUCGCCUGCCUCCAGAAGCGGUGUGCCUCGCGGGCUCCCUAAAGCCACUAAGCCACUGCGAAGUAGCCAUGCUUCGAGAAUGGCGGCACAGAAGCUGCGCAGGCCAGACCGGCCAUUCCGGCCAGUCAGCCUGCAGAGGGCACCACAGCAGCUCAAGAGAAACUCCCCUGGGGAAAAAAAGCAGCAGGCUACAAAAGUGAAGGUCAAUCUUGGGAAGGAGGACGCCCAUUUCAAGGAACCCACAGUGGCCUCUCGCCUCCGAGUCAAUCAGCCCCCUUCCAGGGAGACGUCAGUGCCAUGGAUACCGGCGUCCUCACAUUCUCUCUCGCCGUCGCGCUCUGGUCACAAGACAACACAUGAGCCAAGAUGCCUCUCGUCUCCCGCCAAGCUGACGUCGUCCUCAAGCCCCCAGAAAGUGCCCGUGAGGUUCAGUGAAGAGGGCCAGCCGAGCUCGGACAACAAACGACAAGCCCAGAAUGAAGCACUAAGAGGCGCCUGGUUGGACAAGAUAACCACGCAACGACUAAAGGACCUUAACGAGCUGACACGAGAGGAGGCCGAGCGCAUUCAACGUUUGAGGGAUGAGGUUGUCUCACCGACACAAUGGGCUGAGAGGGCUGAGCAGCAGAUGCGAGAGCGAAUUAAGCCGCUUCUGGAUGAGGCCAAGGCAGCUCUGUCUCAUGCUAUGAGCCAGCCGAUCACACCCCAACAUACUGCUGGGCCAAUGGAAAGUUCAGCUUUCAUUGAAUUGACCACCAAUGGGCUGGAUCAGACGAUGCGAGCAAGCAGGACAAUGAAAGUUGAUGAUGGUCUCAAGCAUCUCGGAGAGUCCAGGAGCAGGAGCAACUCGUCGCUGAGGAAUAAGCUGUCAGAGCAGGCUGCAACGAGUGUGGCUGAGAAGGGCGAGGAGGCAGAUCUCUUGGAUGAGGCAGCACUGCGGUUUGUGCAAGCCCCCACCCUGGAGGUAAUGCUGCAGCGCAUGGAGGAAAUACAGAGGGACCAGGAGCAAGUGAGGAGACGAGUCGCUUCGAUCGCCUACUCGGAUACUCUACAGUGGGAACAACCAGCAGGCUCUCAGGUCCAGGUUGCCAGCUCGCGGCCGAGCUCUCCACAGCCCAUUAGACUGACCAAACCAGUGCUGAGGCAGCCGCCACUCGCUGAUAUUGUUCUGGAAGAACCAGUGGAGACAGGAGUCCUUUCUGACAGCAGCCUGGUGGACAGGGCAUCCCAGAAAGAUGGCCUUCCGAUAUUCCCUGGUCCGAAGGCGGGUGGCCCGGCCAGGACUGUAUCAGCGUGCCAGGCAGCAUGCUGAGACACCGACAUACCGGAAGACUACGAUUCGCACAUGCGCCAUGCGACUCACGAGGGCAGCAGCGGUGAUGUCCACUUCUGGUCCAUUGCGGACAGAAAACUAGAGAGGACGUUGGCGGCCGAGUUCCAGGACGUUAUGGAGGAGUGUGCCGAGGCCGUCUUCACAGCUGAGUUCCUGCAAUUGAUCCACUCACCUCGCCUCACCUCCUCUUCUUCCUCUUCGGUCAACCAAUAGGUCUUUGCAGCUCAUGCAAUUGUCCUUUUAAUUUAUUUUGUACAGAGGGACUCCAAUUAAUUGGGAGUGUAUGUGUGUCUGUGUGUGAGUGUGUCUUUUUAAUAUAAAAUAAAGCUCCAACAGGGAAGAUUGCUGCACUGCA
Messenger RNA from Syngnathus acus (greater pipefish), 3421 nucleotides. RefSeq names its product KIAA0753 ortholog. NCBI's taxonomy places the organism in Eukaryota, Metazoa, Chordata, Actinopteri, Syngnathiformes, Syngnathidae. Gene Ontology annotation, biological process: protein localization to centrosome; centriole replication. The record is from RefSeq and is a predicted model, not a curated record. Gene Ontology annotation, cellular component: centriolar satellite.